Molecule: messenger RNA, 2633 nt
Organism: Magallana angulata
Lineage: Eukaryota; Metazoa; Mollusca; Bivalvia; Ostreida; Ostreidae
Product: innexin unc-9-like
Exons: 2
Coding region: 163-1374 (403 amino acids)
Source: RefSeq, a predicted model, not a curated record
UUCCUAAUCAUUCAGUGUAGCGACACGAGAGAAAAGGGAAGACAGGGCAACGUUUCGACAAUUUUUUACAGAACACAGUUUUAACAGAGGGAUUCUUCUUUAGAACUUUCGGUUAAGAGGAACAGAAGAGCCCAUAGGUCCUGCUGGUGACCAUCUAAAGCUAUGUCCGUUGUGUGGAUCUUUGGAAGCUGGGCGAGCUGGAACAAGCUCCGGGGUAACGAUGAUGACGACUGGGUGGACCGAGUCAACCACAUCUACACCGUGGUGCUCCUGUGUAUCUUUGCAGUAUUUACCGGGGGCGGACAGUACGUAGGGAAUCCCAUCGAGUGCUGGUGUCCGGCGCAGUUUACGGGGUCGUAUGUAUCGUAUACAAAAUCCUACUGCUGGAUUAAAAACACGUACUAUGUCCCUCUGGAGGAAGCCAUUCCCCUGGACCACGACACUCGCCGCCAGGAGGAGCUGACCUACUACCAGUGGGUGCCCAUCAUCCUGGUCUUCAUGGCAUUCCUCUUCAAGGUCCCUUGUCUCGUCUGGAGAAUGCUGAGCGGCCACUCUGGACUCAACCUCGAGAAAAUCGUCACCAUGGCUGCUGGAACCCAAACUGCUGAGCCCAAAAAGAGAGACGAGACGGUGAAGCACAUCGCCGUCUACAUCGACCGCUGGCUGGAGACCCACCGUCAGUACAACUAUAACUUCAUGGUCCGUAUGAAGCAGAAGGCGUCCAAAGUCUGCUUGAUCAUGUGUAACAAGCGCGAGGGCACAUACCUGACCGGCCUGUACAUGUUCGUUAAGAUCCUAUACUGUGUCAACAUCAUCUGCCAGUUCUUCAUCCUCAACGCUUUCAUGGGACACGGAUUUUACUCCGCCUAUGGUCUUGAAGUUCUGGAUGGCCUGGCCAACAACUGGGAGAUCAAAGAGAGCUACCGAUUCCCGCGCGUCACACUCUGUGAUUUCGACAUCCGUCAGCUACAGAACCUGCAGCGAUGGACCGUGCAAUGCGUCCUUCCCAUCAACCUCUUCAACGAGAAAAUCUUCAUCUUCCUUUGGUUCUGGUUCGUGGUGGUUGCCGUGGUUACCCUCGGUAACUUCCUGUUCUGGAUCUGGCGCGUCAUCAUCAAACACAACCGCGUGGCGUACAUCAAGAAGUUCCUUAAGGUGCGCGACCAGCUGCUGGGAGAGGAUGACAAGAAGGUGUGCCGGCAGUUCGCUGACCAGUAUCUACGAGACGACGGCCUCUUCGUACUCAGAAUCGUAGCAAGGAAUACUAACGCCAUCUUGCUAACCGAUCUGGUUCUGAACUUGUGGGGUAUAUACAAAGAGAAACCCUUUGUGAAAAAAGCCUUAAGUGACGAUUACGGCGAAACGCACGCUUAAGACAGACUUGACUUGUUAAAUGAAGCUAAAGCUAUGUUCAAAUGUGAAGAGUGUAUGAACAUUCCAAGUUGUGAAAGUUGACACAAGUAUGUAGUUAUCCGCCAUCUGUGUUGGUUUUGACCAGGUGCUUCGUUUCGGUUGUCAACUUGCUUCUAAUGGUCAGUAUUGGACACUUCCGACCUGUCUGGCUCCCGCCAUGGUGCUAAUCGUAGGAUGUCAGGGAACAGAAGAGACCAAUCCUAGUCAUACCAUUUGGGCAUUGGCAUUUCCAACUAUGCAUUAGAUAAAUGAUCAUAUAUUUAUAAUUUUUCGAGUUUUUGGCCGCAUUUUUCUAAUUCUGAUGUCCAUCGAAUCUCAAACAUUCCUAAAAAUCAAGCGUCUUCCAGCCGGCAUCAACUACAGCAACCGAUCAUUCUAUUCCAUGACGUCACAAUAUACUACGUAUACAUUAUAAAGUUUGUUGUUAUUAUGGAGGCCCUUUUUUGAAAUGUUGUGAACAUCGUUGUUUAUAUUUUUUAACUUUGUUCAGCUUUUCAAAUUGUAAAUGGCCACCAAAUACAAAUAAUUGCAAGUGAUUUGUUAAUUUUUUUCUUUUCAAGAUUGAUAUUACCCACGAAAUCAAACACAAAUCAACGAAUUUCUAGUACAACUGUGAUACAAUUGACCUGCAUUCUCAUGAUAUUAAUUUUUCCAUAGAUAUGUCUAUUUUUAAUAAAUUUUCCAUAUACCACUCUAUUUGACAAUUGUACUCGUGAUCAUUUCGGAAUGGCCUAUUUUUGGGACCAAUGCUUUGUUGUUACAUGUCAUAAGGCCUUGAUUUUUGUUGAUCUCUUGUAUGUUUUUUUUUCAUUUCAACAUGUGUUCAUGAUUUUAUAAUCGCCGUGAUGUCAUUUUUUGCAACAAUGAUUAACCAGAGACAAUUACUCCUCGCUUUCUGUUGAUGUUCGCUAGCACGCCGCAUUCGUUGUGAAAAUGUGGGCAUUUAUUAGAUGUAAACUAUCUUGUUUUUAUUAAAAGGUUGUUUGAACUUGAUUGUUUUAGAAGUCGACGUGCCUUUAUAAUCAGGACUAUAUGCACAACGGGAAUGUACAGUAAUAGUUAAAAACAAUUUAAUGUUCUAAUACAAUUUAUAUUUUUAUGAUAUAUUUUAGUGAUUGCAUUCAUAUUUUAUGUCAAAUAAUUCAAAUCGCAAUAUCUAGUUACUAAGUUGUUUCAGAUUGUAUAGUUCAGAAGUAAAUAAAUAUAAAAGACACAUACAA